AGCUGCCCGAGGCUCACAUUAAUAAGGACAGUCAAAGUUUGAUGGCUGACAUUACCUUCAGCUGUUUAUAUCUCACAAAGGUAGAUACAUGGAUACAUUAACUUUACUUUGGAUCGUCUCUGUGGCUUUUACAGGUUUAACCAAAGCAGCCGGUGUGUUGCCAGACGGUCCUCUGAAUGCAGCUGUGGGAGAGACGGUGACAUUCAGCACAACACUGACUCCACAGGGAACUUCAAUUAUAGCAGUAACCUGGACAUUUGAUACUAAAGUAAUAUUCACUUUCAGUGGUGCGAACAUACCUGCACCAGAGUACGAAGGCAGGAUCACCUACUUCAUGUCUACUGGAUCUCUGGAGCUCAGAAAUGUGGCUCUUAAUGACAGCGGAGAAUACACAGUUAGCAUUAUCGUAUUGGGAGAAUCAGCGAAGCCAGGAAACACAAGACUGGACGUACUGGUGAAAGUCUCCAAUGUUGUAGCAACUGCCAGCAGCACAGACCUGGUGGAGUUCAACAGCUCCGUCAGUCUGUCCUGCUCCUCCUCUGGAUCCUCGCUCUCCUUCCUCUGGCUGAACAGCAGCUCUGAGGUUACAGGAAGUGACAGAGUUCAGCUCACUGAUGGAGGCUCCACUCUCACUAUAAAUAAUGUGACCCGCUACGACCAGGGACCAUUCAGGUGUAAUGUGUCCAAUCCUGUCAGCUCUGACAUCAGUAAUCUAAUAACCUUCUCCAUCAGCUACGGCCCAGAGAAUAUUACUUUGACAAAAUCUCUGUCACAAGAAUACUAUGUGGUAGGAUCAAACAUCAGCCUGAUGUGCUCAGCUGAGUCCAGACCUCCUGCACAGUUCCAGUGGUUUCUGAAUGGAGACCUGCGGUCUGAUGGAGCAGAGCUCAGACUGAUGGACAUUCAGGAGAGUCACAGUGGGAACUACAGCUGUCAGGCCUUUAACAGCAGAACUCUGAGAUAUAUAACAUCUCAGCCUGAAUCUGUAACUGUACUGGAGAGAAUAUCAGACGCUUCGGUCACAUCUACAAACCUGCAGAUUGAGGGGAACUCUUCUAAGUUGACCUGUGACGCUGCUGGCUCUGUCUUCACCAGAAAGUGGAAGAAAGGCGUCUUGGAUCUGACUCUGACUGUAAACAUGAGUCUCAGUGACAACAACAGAGUGCUGUCUUUUAUCAGUCUGAAUAAAACAGACACUGGAGAUUAUUUCUGUGAAAUCAGCAACCCCUUCAGCAGUGAGGAAGCCACAUACUUCCUGGUGGUUAACUACGGUCCAGAAAAUGUUAAAAUCACCGAUGACAGUGAGACGACUUUAAAUUUAACCUGCUCUGCAGAAUCUGUUCCGCCUGCGAGUUACGUCUGGAUGCUGAACGGGACGGUGAUACACAAUUCUGCUGUGUUCACUGAAAACAUCACUGAUUUUUCUGAAGACGACGAAUACGUCUGUGAAGCGAUGAAUAAUAUAACUGGGAGAAAAUCUUCAGCGGUCUAUAGAUGGACUCCAACAGUGACUGCAGAUGGAAACAUAGACUGUCAGGCUGGUUGCAUCGCUGGAAUAGUACUCUCAGUGUUACUCGUCGUCUUCUGUGCAGCUGGUGCUGCAGGGUACUACUGUCAUCACACAAAAAAACAGACGAAUGCACCCUCUGCUAUAAACUCUGCUACCAUGGCAGGAGGAGUUGAAGGCCAGGACAACCCGGGAUACUCAAAAACUCAGGAGCUGGACUAUGCAGAUAUCCGUUUUUUCCAGAACAAAAAUGGCGGGACAGUCCAGCUGGGGUUACAGCAGAAUAACCCGUCAGAAUACGCUCAGGUCCGCGUGAACAACAACCCUCCUGCACCAUCCUCGCCUCCCACCUAUGACGUCCACCAGCAGCGAAUGAAGAGACCAGCUCCUCAGCCGGACGCUGACGCCACGCAGCUUUACGCACGAGUUCAGAAGUAACGACCGCGCUGGUUGUGACGGAUAAUCUGCUGAGACUGGAGGCCAGAAGCAGCCGACGUGAGAAACCUGCACUUCCUUCUCAGUUCCUCUUUACAGACGACUCAUUUGGAUUUGAGUUUACUUAUCCAGAGCGCUUCAGCAGUGGUUAAUAAUCAACCCGUGUGUAACAGUCAUUACCAUGACUGAGGUCAGGUGGCACGAUCAUGGCCUUAGUUUGCAUUCAGUACAUGACAAUAACUUUCUUGUGUACAGUCGAUGCAAUGUGCACGAAACUGAGACAAAAGGUUUCCUGUGUGUGAUCCAGUUAUUUGCUUAACCAUAAUGUUUGUGCCUGUAGAAUCAAAUAUGACACGUGUCACUGUGUGAUUACAUCUCGUCAGUUAGGGAUUCAUAUUUAUAUUUAUUUUACAUCUUACGAAAUGAAAAAUAUCAGAUAUUUAAAAAUAUUUAAUUUACUUAUCAGCAGUGUGUGUGUGUGUGUGUGUGUGUGUGUGUGUGUGUGUGUGUGUGUGUGUGUGUGUGUGUGUGUGUGUGUGUGUCAGCGCUUGUUAUGAGUCAUUACAACAAUGAAUUACUGUUUAAUGACGUUGCAGAGGUGGAAAGAUUUACGUAAUCUGUUGGUCCAAAGGAACAGUUGACGGAUCAAUAAAGGUAUACAUAUUUGUUUACGGUAUUGUCAUAAAGUUAAACGUUAUUGUCUCACAAAGGUGAGGACUGCAAAUCCAAAACAGUGCCUUGAGUCUUAAAGUCCGUCCAACAGGCAAGUGGGAAACUGACCCGUAAGAAAUAUAUUCCCGCAAGUACUUAUCAAAGUAAUAAAGGACGAAGUUUAUUGUAAAUGUCAAUAAAGGUUACAAUGUGA
Messenger RNA from Cottoperca gobio, 2807 nucleotides. Its product is annotated as carcinoembryonic antigen-related cell adhesion molecule 5-like. The record is from RefSeq and is a predicted model, not a curated record. NCBI's taxonomy places the organism in Eukaryota, Metazoa, Chordata, Actinopteri, Perciformes, Bovichtidae.